This is a messenger RNA of Oppiella nova, 2867 nucleotides long. The record is from the annotation of a GenBank genome assembly. NCBI's taxonomy places the organism in Eukaryota, Metazoa, Arthropoda, Arachnida, Sarcoptiformes, Oppiidae.
AUGUCGGACAAAAUAAGUCAAGGGGACCUACUGGCAGCCCAGACAAUAAUCGAACACUACUUAGACCGGCCCGACCCGGACGGCUACCAGGAGUUGUACGGGGAUAGGCUACGUAAUACGAUCGGGUUCGCCAUGGGCCUGCCGGUGACGUUGCCGCAAUCUAAAAUGGAAAUUGAGAGAGCGCGCCAGGAUCAAUUUUGCUAUUUUCGCGGCACCAGCUUACAAGCCAUUGAAGUGAUCAAGAACAUGAUUGACGAGACGUGCCCGCGCACUGUACGCGUGUGCGUGUUGCCCACUGUGCUGGCUUACCAGAGCAAGCUGUACGAGUUGCCCGUGUUUCGCGUGCUGGACAAGCGUGACGUGCGUCGGUUUGUGGACAACUGUGGCCGUUAUUAUAAGGAUUGGGACGACUGGAUGACUAACAAUAAGCUGCCAGCUGGAUUUGUGGUCUAUCCCAAUUGCGGUAAACUACAAAGUUCGCCAACGCACCCAGGAUGGCCAGAUUGUUCUAUUGUAGCGACGCCAUCGAACACUAUGUGGGCUACUAUAGUGAAGGAUGUGGACUUUGCGGCCGCCGUUGGCGGUGCAGCUUUGGGUGUGGCCGGUUUAUUCACCGGUGGUCUGGCCAUACCCGUAGCGCUGGAAGUGCUUACCGCGUAUGGGCUGUUUCGGUCGGCCGAGGAGAUCACCGACCGCGUGAGGCACGGCGAGUCGAUGAACCCGAUUACCGAUUCCCGGGCCCGCCAGAUCUGGCUCGGUGUGGCGGCUGACAUUCUCGGCAUUGGCGCCAUGGGCGCGUCCAUGCGACUGGCCAGUCUGGCAGCUAAAGGCGAAAAUAUCACAAUCGCCCUGCGCUCGGUGGUCAACACGCUGAACGCCGUCUCGUUUAGCUCCCAUUCCGCGUGCGUGGUGACCGGCUGGUUGGAGUUGCUGGAUCAUAUUGACCAGGCCACGCCCGUGGAGAUCGUGCUACAGUUUCUGCAAACGGCAUUUUUUGUGAAAGGGAUGUACAGUUACCGUACGGCCGGGCAGAUUAUCACCGAAGCGCGACAAGGGUUUUUCGCCAGCGUCACCCGCGACCUAAACGAGAAUGAUCAGCAACACUUUCAAAACGCCCGCAGAGCGCACAAUAACGACGCUGAAUUUAUACGAUUUAUGCGGGCGGGGGGCGGCACCAGUUCGCCAGUGCUUGGCGCUCAGAUAUUGGCCGAGCUACAGUCGAGCGGCGCCAACUACUAUAUCGACGACCAGGGCAAAGUCUAUCUGAUCGCCGACGAGGGGAUCUCUACAACUGUACGGCAGUACGACAAGUCCCUUUUAGAGCGCUACCCGGCUCCGACGCGAGCCGUGAUGUUCCGGGUGUUGGGCGGCCACUGGGACGCCAUUGACGGUGAUAGUUUUGACGCGAUGCGCCGCCAUAUUGGUUACGAAAGAUUAUUUAACCUGAUCGGCCAGAUAGCGGACCAUUAUCAAAUUAGUCCCAACGAUGCGGCCCGCGGGCUGACCUACAUGUACCAGCGGGCUGGGUCGGGCGCGGCUGGACUGAAUCCGCGAUUCGAAAGCAAUAGCAUAGUGAUAGCCAGUGGCCAUUCAUUCACCCUGGCACAAUUGGAAAGUUUUCAGCCGAUUCAAUAUCGGGCGAUUACUGAAUAUCUUUUACCGUUAAAUCCAUCGGAGUCGAGCAUAUUUAACAAAAUUCGCACCAUCUAUAAUAACGACAAUGAGUUACUGUCGUGGUUGGGCCGGCUACCAUACCAGCACGGCUACCAGGCGGGCCGGUUACUAUGUCAAAUGUACAGCGAAGGUCUCAUGAAACUAGACGUGUACGUUGAGGGCAACGGGCAAUUAAUGCUGCGCCGACAAUUGCGGUUAAGUCAGCAACGGCUCAGCGAAAUUGAGCCCCUAUUGCGAUUAAGUCUGCAACGGCUCAGCGAAAUUGAGCCACCAUUGCGCUGCACGAUAUUUAAGGCAUUAGAGGAAUGGGAUGGUCACCUGGACACUUUACGGCGACAAAUACCAAAGUCACUGCGAUUUAAAUUUGAGCAGGAAAGACGCGAUGCCGUGCACUGGUAUAACGCGGUGCGCACACGGAACCGGCUCAGUGGUCGCCCCCAUGACAGUUACCCGCCCCAUGAAAUGGACAGAUUGAUCGCCAUGCGCGAUUGUCUGGCCACUAGAGGCCUCAGUUGGAAAAUGGCCAUGUUCCCGGAAAUGGUCAGCACAUGGGCGCUCCAGGAGGCCACCAGUGUAUCGGAGUUUGCGUCGAACGUGGAGUACGCGCUGACCCGUAUUGACGAUGAUGUUGCGCUAAUACUGUCCACUUCACGCGGGGAUAAGGACACAAUAAGGAAGACUGUCGUAAAUAAACUACUUGGUGACCAGGAUGCUCGCACCCGAUUAACCAGCGAGUUUAACGCGGAAAUUGAAUUUGUUACAAACCACCAAAUGAUCGGGGUCAGCCAAGUGCCUGAAAAUCUACCCGACACGGAGUUGAUCGCUCAAAUCAGAACGCAAACGGUCAGGUUUGGUAGUGCUCGCAGCGCGGCCUACCAUUUGGCCAAACACCCUACUGACCCAAAAUCGGACUACAUACGACUGGCCCAGCAAACCAUCCGGCACCUGGAUAGUUUAACAGAGGUUACCUGGUCCCAGGACGGUACGGCACGAACCAUCAAGUUCACCUGGAACUUCGAGGGCCGCAAGGCUUACGUGGUGGUCGUGCUGGAAGAUAACGGCCGAGUGCUGUUGUGCUCGCACAUGCGCUCUACCCUACCAGCCAGACGAGCACGUGGCUAAGUUUGAGCUUAAUUUAUUACCUUUAUACGAUGCAGCUUAUUAUGUUUAAAUUUAUAUAUUUAUAUACUUAU